AGUCAAGUGAUCUGGCCUUCAAGGCAAGAUGUUGAUAGGUUUAUGCCAGAAGGUUUUAAAARGCUUUAUGCAAGCACACGYGUCAUUUUAGAUUGUACAGAGAUUUUUGUUCAAACACCUACCUCCCUACUACUUCAGUCGCAGCUUUAUUCUAGUUAUAAGAAUAAUACUACACUCAAGGGUUUGAUAGGCAUUACCCCUAAUGGAGCUAUUAGCUUCGUUUCUAGUCUUUACACAGGGGGGAUUAGUGAUAAGGAAAUCACAAGGUGCAGCAGUAUUCUAGAUUUGUUAGAACCUGGUGAUUCAGUCAUGGCAGACAAAGGGUUUGACAUUGAAGAUUUACUUAGGGAGAAGCGGGUAGAGUUAAAUAUUCCUCCGUUUCUUGAAAGUCAGGAACAAUUCUCUGCUGCAGAUGUUCAAAAAACAAAGACAAUAGCAAGUCUUAGAAUUCAUGUUGAGAGGGCAAUAAGAAGAGUCAAAGAGUACCACKUUUUUGAUUCAGAUGUGCCAUUGUCCACUUUAGGUUCAGUCAAUCAGUUAUAUACUGUAGCCUGCCUCCUUACAAAUUUUCAAGGCCCACUUAUUUUAGCCAGUGGUAAUAAUGAGGCAUAGUGUCUGUAAAAAGUUGGUCAAUGUAUGAUUAAUGUGGCUUACAUAACCCAUUAGGUAAUCUUUAAUGCAGGUUGGUUUAUCAUGUGUCUUAGAUUGUUUUUGUAACUAUUACAAUAAUAUAAUAUUUGUUAUCAUAAGAAAUCUGGCCAUGGUUUGAGAACAACAACAAAAAUCUUAGUGUAUUAAUGUAAAUAGUAAUUGAAGAAAAAAYUAUCAACUUUGUCCUUUGCUUGCUGGAAAAACACUGAAUCAAAAUUAAUUCUAGAGCAAACAAACAAAUUUUCGUCAUUGUAACUGAAAAAAUCACACCAUUCUAAUCCUGUGAGUCCAAGCUGGCACUGGAUCUGGUAAUAAUAAAUGUCUGUUGUUUUCA
Messenger RNA from Actinia tenebrosa (Australian red waratah sea anemone), 985 nucleotides. Its product is annotated as THAP domain-containing protein 2. The record is from RefSeq and is a predicted model, not a curated record. Gene Ontology annotation, molecular function: RNA polymerase II cis-regulatory region sequence-specific DNA binding; DNA-binding transcription factor activity. Gene Ontology annotation, biological process: regulation of transcription by RNA polymerase II. Gene Ontology annotation, cellular component: nucleus. Lineage: Eukaryota; Metazoa; Cnidaria; Anthozoa; Actiniaria; Actiniidae.